UCCCACACUCUGAGCAGCUUCUACCCAGAGAAAAUUGUAUCUACUUUUCCUGUGUUCAGAUAGUUUAAACAAGAUCAACGACUGAAGCAGAAAGGAUUUUGGGUUGUGUUACCAUGGCAUCUCUGAAAACUGUGCUUUAUCUGGGAGUCUGUCUAUCUGUUUGGAUCAUUACUACUGCAGAUAAGAACUUUGUGCCGGCUGCAGAGGAAGUACACUGGGUAUCUCUGGACUUUAAAACCACCCUCAUCUGGACUACUAAGGCAUCAAAAUACACAUACACUGUCCGGUACUUUAGUGAUGAUCAUGACUGGAUGGACAAUCUUGACUGCAUCCGAGUGUCACAUUCAGAAUGUGAUCUGAGCAACUCCCUCCGUCCCUUCGACAGUGCUAGUGGAAUUGACUCACAUCCUUCAGCUGUAUUAAUAACAGGCAGUUGGUUUGUCUUCUUUGCAGCUAACAUCAGUGCUGUGAAAUUCACUGUGGAGGAUGUGGAUGAGAGCAGAGUCAUUGUCAACAUCACAGACCCUCUGACCAGUAUCCAUGAGCGUGGGAAGCAGCUCAGCAUCAGAGAUAUUCUCAAAAGUGACCUCAAGUAUAAGAUCAGCUAUUACAAGUCUGGAAGUACAGGCAAGAGAGACAUCAUGUCUGACUCCAGUACGGCAGUGGUGUCAGGGCUGGAUGCAGGACAGAGUUACUGCUUCAUGGUGGCAGCUUUCAUUCCCUCCAGACCCCAAACUACCCAGAAUGGAGCCUGGAGCACACAGCGGUGUACACAUGGACACAUCAUGCAAGAGUUGAGCCUUGGAGCAUGGGUUGGUGUAGUCUUCAUCCUGCUCAUAGUCCUCAU
This is a messenger RNA of Micropterus dolomieu (smallmouth bass), 847 nucleotides long. Its product is annotated as tissue factor-like. Gene Ontology annotation, molecular function: protein binding. The record is from RefSeq and is a predicted model, not a curated record. NCBI's taxonomy places the organism in Eukaryota, Metazoa, Chordata, Actinopteri, Centrarchiformes, Centrarchidae. Gene Ontology annotation, biological process: blood coagulation. Gene Ontology annotation, cellular component: membrane.